Molecule: messenger RNA, 923 nt
Organism: Chaetura pelagica (chimney swift)
Lineage: Eukaryota; Metazoa; Chordata; Aves; Apodiformes; Apodidae
Gene: MGLL
Product: monoglyceride lipase
Exons: 7
Coding region: 12-923 (303 amino acids)
Cellular component (GO): membrane
Molecular function (GO): lipase activity
Source: RefSeq, a predicted model, not a curated record
AUUCUUCCAGAAUGCCAGAGGAGAGUUCGCCAAAGCGGAGUCCUCAAAACAUCCCGUACAAGGACCUGCCCCAUAUCAUCAAUGCUGAUGGCCAGUAUCUCUUCUGCAAGUAUUGGAAGCCAACAGCAACUCCCAGGGCCCUGGUGUUUAUCGUUCACGGCGCUGGGGAGCACUGCGGCCGCUAUGAGGACCUGGCCCAGAGGCUGACAGAGCUUAACUUGUUUGUUUUUGCCCAUGACCAUGUUGGUCAUGGGCAGAGCGAGGGGGAUCGUAUGGUUGUCUCAGAUUUCCACGUCUUCAUCAGGGACAGCCUGCAGCACGUUGAUCUCAUGAAGAAAGAGUACCCUGAGCUGCCUGUUCUCAUUCUGGGGCACUCCAUGGGGGGAGCCAUCUCCAUUCUGACCGUUAGUGAGAGACCCAGUGAGUUUUCAGGCAUGCUGUUAAUCUCUCCUUUAGUGGUAGCCAGCCCAGAAGUCGCCACUCCCAUCAAGGUUUUUGCAGCAAAAGUGCUCAACUUUGUUCUCCCAAACCUGUCUUUGGGAUCCAUAGAUCCAAGUGCAGUUUCCCGGAACAAGAAGGAGAUAGAGUCUUAUGCAUCUGAUCCCUUGGUCUACCAUGGUGGCAUGAAGGUCUCCUUUGUCAUCCAGCUGAUGAAUGCCAUUGCCAGAAUUGAACGAGCUCUGCCCAAGUUGACUUUGCCCAUCCUGGUGCUACACGGCUCUUCCGACAAGCUCUGCGAUAUCAGAGGGUCCUAUUUACUGAUGGACACAGUGCAGAGUCAGGACAAAACGCUCAAGGUGUAUGAGGAAGCUUAUCAUGCCCUCCACAAAGAGCUGCCUGAGGUCACUACCUCUGUCUUCACAGAAAUACUAACAUGGAUUGGCCAGAAGGUCUCAGCAGCUGGAGAAACCAGCCAUACUUAA